GGAGCCUUGAAGAGAAGGGGGCUCGCACGCGGGCAGGACUCACACCGACACACAAAGUACCCAGAGACCCUCAGGGAAGAGCACGCCUGUCCAGGAUUGGGAUAGGCUCAUGGUCGUGCCCAUUUCGCAUGGAAGAGGCUGCCUUGCAUUGAAGGGACACUUCCAACCACUUGCCCAGUUCCAACUGUAGAUAGCAGCUGGUCCACAUCAGCCUGGGUUUGCAACGACUUCUCUUGAGUCUUGGUCAACAUCUGAGGAGGAAGAGGCUGGCGCAGUAACACACCAAGAAGACGUACGAAAGCCCAAGGAAUUCAAGACCUAACCGCCCGAAUCAAGUGCAGGCAUGGCUGCCUCCCCAACAGAGUCUGCGAUGAACAAAGGACUGGAAGGGAGCCCAACAGUAGGGCUCAGCAUGGCUCCUGGAAAAGUUGGAAGCCCUGUCUUAUUGUGUAAAGUGUGUGGCGAUACCAGCAGCGGAAAGCACUACGGCAUCUAUGCCUGCAACGGCUGCAGCGGCUUCUUUAAGCGCAGUGUCCGCAGAAAGCUCAUCUAUAGGUGUCAAGCUGGCACAGGGAUGUGUCCGGUGGACAAAGCACACAGGAACCAAUGCCAAGCCUGCCGCCUGAAGAAAUGCCUACAGGCAGGAAUGAACAAGGAUGCGGUACAAAAUGAACGCCAGCCCCGCAGCACCGCACAAGUCCGCCUUGACGCCAUUGAUUUGGAUUCGGAGCGGCAACCCGAGCACCUGGCGACCACGCGGGAUGCGGCACCGCCAUCGCUGCCCCUGGCUUGCCCUUCGCUGCCACCAAGCCACAGGGCCGCCGUCUCCUGCUCCGUGACGGGGGCUUCCAGGGCCCGGGCCCCGACUCCCCCCAGCAACCAUCGCUUCAUGGCCAGCCUGAUGACAGCGGAGACAUGUGCCAAGCUGGAGCCCGAGGAUGCUGAUGAGAACAUCGACGUAACUGGCAAUGAGCCGGAGCGCCCGGGGGGCGAGGCCCAUGUCUCCCCAUAUCCGACCGCCAACCCCGAGAGCGUCUACGAAACUUCAGCCCGGCUCCUUUUCAUGGCUGUGAAGUGGGCAAAGAACCUACCUGUCUUCUCCAACCUCCCUUUCCGAGACCAGGUGAUCUUACUGGAGGAAGCCUGGAGUGAACUGUUCCUGCUCUGUGCCAUCCAGUGGUCUUUGCCGCUGGAAACGUGCCCCUUGCUUUCUGUAUCCGAUCUCGCUCCCACUCUCAAUGGAAAGCUUGUCUCCGGCGGAACGGACAUUCGUGCCCUGCAGGAAGUCAUCGCCCGCUUCAAAUCCCUGGCGGUGGACCCGGCAGAGUUUGCCUGUAUGAAGGCCAUUGUACUCUUCAAGCCAGAAACAAGAGGCCUGAAGGAUCCAGACCAGGUGGAGAAUUUGCAGGACCAGUCCCAAGUGAUGCUGGGACAGCAUAACCAGAUACAUUACCCAAGCCAGCCUGUGAGGUUUGGGAAGCUCUUGCUGCUCCUGCCUUCUCUGAAAUUCAUUUCUUCAGACCGUAUCGAGCUGCUUUUUUUCCGCAGGACCAUCGGAAACACCCCUAUGGAGAAGCUGCUUUGUGACAUGUUCAAAAACUGACGUUGGAGUUAUACCAAGACUUCAGACAUGUGUUUGUUUCGAAACCCGAGUUUGGAAAGUUGGAUGCCAGAGAAGAAAGGCAAGCUGUUCCGGGCACUUGCUGCACAACCAGCACUUGCAAACCAUCACACGGCACCUCAACUGGACACCAUUGUAUCAUCAGAAAAGUCUUUGAAAUCCAUCGACUGCAACAUUAUCCAUUCCAAAUGACA
This is a messenger RNA of Anolis sagrei ordinatus, 1815 nucleotides long. It is a transcript of the gene NR2E3, whose product is annotated as nuclear receptor subfamily 2 group E member 3. The record is from RefSeq and is a predicted model, not a curated record. Gene Ontology annotation, biological process: anatomical structure development; cell differentiation; positive regulation of transcription by RNA polymerase II. Gene Ontology annotation, molecular function: zinc ion binding; nuclear receptor activity; RNA polymerase II cis-regulatory region sequence-specific DNA binding. NCBI's taxonomy places the organism in Eukaryota, Metazoa, Chordata, Lepidosauria, Squamata, Anolidae.